AUUUAAAUUAAAGAUGGCGGCUUUGUGGAGAGGGUACCUUCGAUUGUUAGAAAUUCAUCCUUUCAAAGUACAAGUUGCCAGUGCAGGUAUUUAAUUUAUAUUGUACACGAAGAUUCGAAAAAGCCUUGUAUUUAUAAUGUCGAUGAUCUUGAAUUUGUAGCGUUGCGCGAUCGAUUUCACGAUUUCAAAUUUUGAACCAAGCGUCAUGUGACUCAUGUCAUUUUAUUUCAUACGAGGGAAAAUAUGAAGUCCGCAGCUCAGAUAAGGAUUGUAUAAAAUGUUGAUUUGUUCCAAUGUAAAAAUAAGCACAAGGUUGAAACAGUGUUUGAUCUUGAUGAGUGGAACUCCAAUAUUUGUUUUUAAACUAGUUUAUAUUCGCGAUCUAUUGUUGUGAUUAGUUAUUUGACACACGUAAAAACGAAUAACCUGUUUCCGGUUGAUAUCGACAUGCUUGAACAAGGUUGUGCUGCAUCCUAAGAACAAGUUGUCAACAAUAUUGUAACAGCAUUGCAGGGUGUUAGCCAGACGAUUAAAAAAUUCAGCAAUUUAAUGAAGUUGGGAAAUUUCAGUUAAAUAUCAAGAUUUUGACUGGAGUAAAGGAAUAUCGUGUUUCUUAAGUGACAUUCUUGUGGCCUAGCACCAGCUGAACUAAAUUGAAACUUUGGAAGUGCAAGUCACCAGACGUUGUUUUGCAUACUAAAAACAGACAAAUAUAUAUCUUAGGCUACACGACAUCCUCGCAACACUUAUCUGGUACCCAAUUUUUCUUUGGCAAUGUUUUGAAGUUGAACCUAUGUAUAAUAGUUACACCAAAUAUAACCUGGGUACCCAGUCUGGUUCACCUCCAUAUCAACACCACCCCUUAAAGGCUCCUUGGGGUACCCCAGGUUUUUCAAAUUUCAACAAGAUCAGCUAUAGAAUACAUUUAUUUCGCUUCUAGGUAUUCUCAUUGGAAUUGGCGACUGCUGUUCACAGCAGGUUGUUGAGAGACGCGGUCGCAAACACGACUUCAGGCGCACUUUGGGAAUGGCCUCGAUAGGAGUUUUUAUCGUUGGUCCGGCACUACGAUACUGGUACAUCUUCCUAGACAGCGCUAUCAAAGGCACCAGAACCAUCGAUGCUUUGAAAAAGGUUGCAAUGGAUCAAACGUUUUUCGCACCUUGUAUAAUUGCCACAUUCUUUGGCACGACCGGAUUGCUGUUUGGUAAAACCCCAGAAGAGAUUAAAUCAAAGUUUAGAAACCAGUAUUUCAAGACUUUGCUAACGAACUACUACAUCUGGCCUGUGAUACAGACGAUUAAUUUUACUUUUGUUCCGCUACAACAUAGAGCAUUUGUCGUGAACUUCGUCGCAAUAUUUUGGAACACGUAUUUGUCCUGGGCUGCAAAUAAGCAAGAGCAAGAUCAAGAAGAUACGAAAAAAUGAUACGAAAACAAUUGACUAACCUACUAAACUAUUUAUAUAUUGAUGUUAUUAUAAUUAAACAAUAGCUUUAUUAAUUAAUAAACAAUAUUAGAAGCUUUAUUAAUUAAGAAAUAUAUGCUUUAUUAAACAAAAACUGUAUUAAUUAAACAAUAAGCUGAAUUAAUUAAACAAUAUGCUUUGUUAACUAAACAAUAAGCUUUGUUAAUUAAACAAUAAGCUUUAUUAAUUAAACAAUAUGCUUUAUUAAUUAAACAAUAAGCUUUAUUAAUUAAACAAUACGCUUCAUUUAUUAAACAAUAAACUUUAUUAAUUAAACAGCAAGCUUUAUUAAUUAAACAGCAAGCUUUAUUAAUUAAACAAUAAGCUUUAUCAAUUAAACAUAAUUAAACGAUAAGCUUUACUAAUUAAAAUGAACAGAAUUUUUAAUGCCACCUCAUGAAAUAUUUAAAUCAUUAAUUUAACAUUCAUGAUGUUUUGAAAGACAAAGGAAGUCACUGCCGGAUCGGUGGUUUAAUAUGUGAUAAAAAUUCAUAUUAAUUUAGAUAAACUUUAGCUUUGAUUUUCUCGGCUUAGACAAUGUCGAUUUUUAAAAUUACUUCGCCAAUGAACUCAUAAGAUGGUGAAAGGCAGCACUUGUAGUCGUGCUUUAUCAGGUAUAAAACACACGUGCUCUAAAUACUACAUAAAAUUUACUAUAAAAGAACUGUAAAUGAAAUAUAUUAAAUAUGUUGAUUUUCCUAUUGAAUAAAUGGUUUUUUUUGACAGAG
Molecule: messenger RNA, 2192 nt
Organism: Paramuricea clavata
Lineage: Eukaryota; Metazoa; Cnidaria; Anthozoa; Malacalcyonacea; Plexauridae
Source: the annotation of a GenBank genome assembly